GGCCGCUACUGCCGUAUUUCACAGGGCUUCUGGACUUGAGAACUUGAGGUUGCUUCGGUGAUUGCGUCUCUUUCGGGUAAAGGCUUAUGGUGGUGACCUUGUCUUCUGGACUGGGAUGAACCGCGCUCCUGGUGGAAGCAGGGAAGCCGAGCUGAGCCAUGGCCAGUACAGUGGUAGCAGUUGGACUGACCAUUGCUGCUGCAGGAUUUGCAGGCCGUUAUGUUUUACAAGCCAUGAAGCACAUGGAGCCUCAAGUAAAACAAGUUUUUCAAAGUCUACCAAAAUCUGCCUUCAGUGGUGGCUACUACAGAGGUGGGUUUGAAACCAAAAUGACAAAACGGGAAGCAGCAUUAAUACUAGGUGUAAGCCCUACAGCCAAUAAAGCAAAAAUUAGAGAUGCUCAUCGACGAAUUAUGCUUUUAAAUCACCCAGAUAAAGGAGGAUCUCCUUACAUAGCAGCCAAAAUCAAUGAAGCUAAAGAUUUAUUAGAAGGUCAAGCUAAAAAAUGAAGUAAAUGUAUGAUGGAUUUUACGCUCAUUAAUUUAUGUAUAUGAGUACUGAUUUUUUUUUAUAAUAAAACUCCUCAGAGCUCCAAUUUUUAAAAAAUGAUUAACCACAAGCUAAAAUAAAAGCCUUGGUAUAAUUUCAAAUUUGAGGAUUUUUAAAAUCAGACUACAGUGUUUACAGAUUAAUAUUCAAUAAUUACAGAAAGAUACAUGUGAUGUUAGGAGAAACAUUAUUAUUCAUUACUCAUUUAUUAUUUGCACAUAUGGUGCCCAUAUGUGCUCUUAAGGCACAGUUCUUGCUCUAAAACAGCCAGUCUAAUGGGGGACUAAAAUAUUAUGGAGUUGCACACAAACUGUUGAAGCAGGUAAUUCUUACUACCUUUGAGGAAAAACUACUCAAGAUACUACUGGCCUACUUGAAUUCUUAAUUUAGCCACAGCUCUGACCUAAGAAAUGUCCUAGGUAUGUAAAACUAUGAAAAUAUGAAAGAUUUCUGAGUACAGGUUUGUUUUUAAUCAGAAUUAUUUAUACAGUAUACAGCUAGUUUCUUAAAGACAUACUGACCAUUGAUCAAUUAUCCCUUUUCUUUUUUACAUAAUCCAGAUUUUUUAUAUUUAUAAUCAAGUUUAAACAUCAUUAGUGAAAAUGAAAUUCACUCAAGUGUCAAAAUAUUGUAGGUCUUGGACUAUUUAGAAUUUAUACACUAAUUUCAAUGACAUUUCACGGCAGACAUUUAACAGUCUGACAAAAUAUGAAAGGGUCUUAACCCGUAUAAAACAUCUAUAGUAAACUAGCCAGUGAUCCUCAAUAAUUUCUAUCUAAAUUUACCAAAGUCAUUGUAAAGUUCUUUAAUGUAGAAGACAAAGGUUUUGAGGGUGACAAUUGGGACAGUAACCAAAUUUAGUGCUGAAAUAGCUCUUUGGUUCACUUUCCUCCCUGUAUCCUUAUCUGAUGAAAUCUGUAGGUUAUAAGGAGGAACUGGCUUCUAAGGCUUUGUGUCAAAGGGUGGGGGUGGGGAUAAAGAUACUUUCAGUCCUUUUGUAUUCACAGCACUUGCAUUCUUUUAAGUCAUUGUGAACAUAAUUACUAAACUCUAAACCAUUUGUUACUAGGGGAAAUACAGGCUCCUUUUAAAGUCUCUGGUCAUAUUACACAAACCGAUCAAUACAUAAACUUGUUUUAUUUAUGUUUCUAUUUCAAGACACCCUAUUUUCUAUUUUUGCUUUAUUAAUAUUGAACUCACUCAAUGGCACUAUAUAACUCACUUGGCAUAUGAUAGCCUUUUUUUGCUUUUAGGAAAACUAGAUAAGGCUUCACUGCUAUGGUUGUGAGCCAUCUUAGAGAAAUCACCAAAAACAAUAAAAAAAAAAAAAACACACCCACAAAGUAUGA
Ictidomys tridecemlineatus (thirteen-lined ground squirrel) is the source of this 1898-nucleotide messenger RNA. RefSeq names its product DnaJ heat shock protein family (Hsp40) member C19 (gene Dnajc19). Gene Ontology annotation, cellular component: PAM complex, Tim23 associated import motor. Lineage: Eukaryota; Metazoa; Chordata; Mammalia; Rodentia; Sciuridae. Gene Ontology annotation, molecular function: ATPase activator activity. Gene Ontology annotation, biological process: protein import into mitochondrial matrix. The record is from RefSeq and is a predicted model, not a curated record.